AUGUCCGAAGAAUCCCCCCUCGCAACAAUCACCGACUCCGUGACAGCCCCGACAACAUCCACCCAGACCCCCGACCCCCAAAACCAAUUCACCGCGGCCGUAGACGACCUCCUCGACCAACUGCAACACAAGUUCGACGGCGUCUCGCGCGAGAUGUUUGGGAAGUUAGACGACAUGGCCCGACGACUCGACGAGCUAGAAGCCUCAUUCACGGUCGUGGACGGGACGGCGAGCGCGACAGCCAGUGCGGCAGCCGCGGCCGCGGCGGGGGGUGAGAGUCCGGCUCCGGCGAAGUGAUUCAUUCAUUCAUUCAUUCAUUCAUUCAUUCAUGCGUUUCCUCCCAAUUACUUUUGCGAGACGGGAGUUCGAGGGAUUCGGAUUGGAUUGGUUUUUCUUGAGCGUUUGCGCUGUUUGAUUCAUCGUGUUUAUUCAUUGUCGGGGGGUUGAUUGAGAUUGAGAUUGAGAUUGGGAUUGAGAUUGAGAUUGAACAAUGAUGUGGUAGGAGGAGGAGGUAGUAGAUUGAAGGUAGAGGAGGAUAUACCCUAUGCACGGCUGGCGGAUUGCGUCGAUUUCAUACAUAAUAGUUUCUAGGGGCAUUGAUAUGCUUCCCUUCUCGGUAUCAUACAGGAACACUAACCC
Aspergillus heteromorphus CBS 117.55 is the source of this 639-nucleotide messenger RNA. Its product is annotated as heat shock factor-binding 1 family protein. Lineage: Eukaryota; Fungi; Ascomycota; Eurotiomycetes; Eurotiales; Aspergillaceae. Gene Ontology annotation, cellular component: nucleus; cytosol. Bases 1 to 297 code for a protein of 98 amino acids. Gene Ontology annotation, molecular function: transcription corepressor activity. Gene Ontology annotation, biological process: cellular heat acclimation. The record is from RefSeq and is a predicted model, not a curated record. The transcript has 3 exons.